Messenger RNA from Carassius gibelio (silver crucian carp), 1136 nucleotides. Its product is annotated as endonuclease domain-containing 1 protein-like. Gene Ontology annotation, molecular function: nucleic acid binding; hydrolase activity; metal ion binding. NCBI's taxonomy places the organism in Eukaryota, Metazoa, Chordata, Actinopteri, Cypriniformes, Cyprinidae. The coding region runs from base 13 to 810 and encodes 265 amino acids. The transcript has 2 exons. The record is from RefSeq and is a predicted model, not a curated record.
AUUCAUUUAAUCAUGAUGUUCCUUCGUCUGAUGAUGGUAUCAGUCCUCUCUGGUGGUUCAGCUGAAGUUGUGCGUGAUUUUCGAGAGAAAUGUGCUGAUAUUUUUGCAAAUGGAGCUUCACCAACAAUACUUCACGGACAUCAGUACAAAAAAAUUUGCCAAACUUUGAAAAAAAAAGUGUAUUAUGCCACACUUUAUGAUACUUACAACAAGAUUUCGGUCUACUCUGCCUACAAGUUUAACAAAGGCAUCCGUUGCAAAAGAAAACACCUAUGGAGCAUUGAACCUCAACUUGAUAAUCCAGGAGAAGGACCAAAUAUGGUACCUGACUGUUCCAGACAAUCAUCGAAUCAAGCUGUCUGUGAUGAUUAUAAACGCUCUGUCUAUGACAGAGGUCACCUGAUGCCAGUCUACCUGGCAAGCUCACAGGAUUGUGCUGAUGCCACCUUCUCUCUCACCAAUGUUGCUCCACAAAAACCCUGUUUUAACAGAGGUCAAUGGAGGAUACUAGAAGAAAAAAUUGCUAAAGAACUGACCGAGCGAUGUCUGUCGAGAGAGAACACUGCUUACCUUGUAACAGGGGUGGUACCAGGUACAAGUAAAAUAAAAGAAAAGGUGAAUGUGCCUAGUCAUUUCUGGACUGCAUACUGCUGUUUAGACCAUAACAAGGAGUGUCAAAUCUCAAGAGGAUUUAUUGGGGAGAACAAGAACACUGCUCCUAACAACAUAACAGUGAAUAAGUUACAGGGAAUUCUUGAAAACCUGUAUAAAGUCAGAUCUUUUCAGUUGUUUAGUACAAGAGCCAACUGAAGGUUUUUUGUUGUUGUUGUUGUUUUUUUUUUAAAUUCAGCAGAUUUAUUUGUUGAAUUAUGAUAGUCCUUAAAGAACACUCUUAAAAAUAAAAGUUCUUUAUUGGCAUUUUGGGACAAUAAGUAAUUUUUUAUUCUUAAUUUUCCUUCUCCUACUAUGUAACAAUAAUCAUAUAAUCAGAAUCAUAGCUUUACACACAAGGCUGAACUAAGGAUGUAUGCCAAAUGCUUUAACAGAGAGAUAAUGUAUAUGUAGUUGUGAUUUCUGUGUUCUUGUCCACUUCUCCUCUGACACUUGACUAAGCAACAUUAAUAAAAGACUCUACA